Molecule: messenger RNA, 900 nt
Organism: Penaeus monodon (black tiger shrimp)
Lineage: Eukaryota; Metazoa; Arthropoda; Malacostraca; Decapoda; Penaeidae
Exons: 6
Source: RefSeq, a predicted model, not a curated record
AUGGUAGAGAUAUUUUACUGUCACAGUGUAUCAAAUCGAGGACAAGUUGGGGAAAUCCGGGUUGUUGCCCCGUCGAUUGGGCACUACGCGGAAGACGGCCAAGGGAUGUAUAUAGUGUGGAAUCACGGCACGAACUGGCGAAUCCUAGGAGACGCGGCGGGGAGGUCAGUCGUCCUUCACCACAUACUGGUGGAGAGCACAGGUAUCAGGGUGACCAGCCUCGAAGUCCCGGAUCACGUGACCCGCGGCCAUGACGUGGAGCUGCACUGUUCGUGGGAUCUGACGUCACACAAGCUCUACUCGGUCAAGUGGUACCGCGACGGCCAAGAAUUCUACCGCUUCCUGCCCUCCGAGGACCCGCCGAGGGCAACACUGCCUCUGCGGGGUGUCCAUGUGAAUGAGUCAGCCUCGACGGGACCUCGAGUCGUCCUCACCCGCCUUGACCUCGACUCCAGCGGCCGCUACAAGUGCGAGGUCAUCUCUGACUGGCCCGAGUUCCACACCGCAGAUCGGAGUGCCAUUCUGCUGGUGGUGGAACUGCCGGAGGAGAAACCCCGGAUCCACGGGCCACAGGCGAGGUACCACCCGGGGGACAGGGCCACCCUCGUCUGCCAGGGAGCCCCCUCCCACCCCCCUGCUUCGCUCACCUGGUUCAUUAAUGGAUUAGAGGCACCCCCCGAAUACGUGGUGGAGAUGGACAGCACGAAGCACGAGUCAGGGCUGGAGGAGAGUCGCCUUGGCCUCGAGUUCACCGUCAACCGAAGCCACUUCCGAGGGGGCGCCAUGACCCUCCGCUGCACCGCCCGCAUCUCGACCCUCUACUACAAGACCCACCAGCACAGCGUCGACGGAGACCUGCCUGACCUGAUUCCUGAGGGUGACCUGGCCGGGAGACAAGGA